Molecule: messenger RNA, 3996 nt
Organism: Trichophyton benhamiae CBS 112371
Lineage: Eukaryota; Fungi; Ascomycota; Eurotiomycetes; Onygenales; Arthrodermataceae
Exons: 3
Coding region: 1-3996 (1331 amino acids)
Source: RefSeq, a predicted model, not a curated record
AUGGCAGAGCAGAGCAGCAACGAUGUGGUAAACCAAACCCGGUCGGGCGGCGACCUCUCGCCUUCCGACGUUCCUGCGAGCAAACCUGACAAUUUGACUGCUGGAGGGGACCGGGGGGAUGUUCAAGCUUCUGAUAACAACUCAAAACCAAAGGCAAACACACAAUCAUCGCAGGAAAUAUCAACGGGUAACCCAUCGUCGACCGAAGCAAACGGAGUCGGAUCGGAGAGCAACGAUGCCAAUACGAGCUUAUCGCCAAAUGUUGGAGAUGGGAGUGGAGGAUCGGAUACAGAUGCGAGUCGACCGGACGCACGAGCUAACACUGAUGGGGCACAACACUCUCGAACAAGUUCUGUAAAAAGGCCGGCAUCAUUCAAACCAGUUUCCUUCGCCAAAUUUUCCGUGACGAAACCCCCGGGCUCAAAUGGAAAUAGCAAAGCAAGCCCAGAGAAAGUCGCAAAAUCCGGAAGUGGGCUACGGGAUUCUUCUCCCCGGACCUCUACGGCAGGAAGUAAAAAUGUCUCGGGUGCCCCCGAUGCCAAUCUAGUAUGGAAUAAAAAUCGGCCUGUUCAACCACCUCCAACAAAACACCUAACGGAUGAAGAGCUGAAGCAACAAUAUGGAAUCCACAUGACAUCACGCAUACAGACCGAUGACAACGAGAAGGAGGCCAAAUGGGCCGAUAUUGAUGACGACGAGGAUGACUGGGCUCCUGAAACUAUUGAAUGGAACGAUGGCACCAAAAUUACCUUGACUCAUACCGAAGGCAGUGCGCCGGGAUCCCAAGAGACCAGUACUCUAGCUAAUAACUCAAGCGAUCAAAAAAGACAACCCUCACCAGCCAACAAUAUGCCACCAGCACGCGAAGCCCCUAAACUUUUACUUUCCAAACCGUCAAGUUCUCUUGGGUCCAAUACUACAAUCUUAAAAGUCGGUGCAAGCGCCGAAAAGCAGCAAUCUAAACAGGGUGGCGAUUUGUCAAAGAAUACCAAUGAUAAGCCCACACUAACGUCAAAGGGCGUUUCUGCGGUGCGGUCGCCGUGGGCCCCAUUACCGCCUGUGGAAAAAGCGUCUCCUCUAGCACCUAAUCCUCCAGCUCAAAAUCAAGUUCCUCGUUUUAACCAUGUUGAGCCUUCUAGGUUAGAUGCCGGGCCAGCUCCUCCUACGAAAGAAAUUGCUGCCGAUGACUUCAAUAGGUCUUGGAGAGAUAGACAACCUACUGCUCCCCGAGAACUUUACAAUUCGCAAUCAGGUCGAUACGAACCCGUCUCAGACAACAGACAUGGGCACCUGAGGAAUGAUAGAUCGGGGAAGAAUGAUGGCCAUUUUAGGCCUGCUUCCCUCCUUCAACGGUCUAUGCAUGAACAAUCUGGACCCGCGGAACCAUCACCUGCCUUUCAGACUCACAGAAGCCCGACAGAAGGCAGCCAGUGGGGACGUCGACGCGCUUCGUCGAACGUAAGUGGAGGUAGUGGAGGAUUCGCCCGAAGAAUGUCUUUAACUAGACCCGAACUUCCAUUCAAAGGCGGACCACCGUCCACAGGGACGCUUGAGAGGUCGGCCUCACCAAAUACCCGUCAAAUGCAAAAUGGUCCAGUGGCUCCGAGUCUGGGUUCCCCAUCUCAGCAAUCACACAGGAGUCUUGAUCAUGGACCUCCCAACUUUAAUCAGACUUCACCUAGCUCUCAAACCAAUGUGCCCUCUCAAGGUGCCGCUGAUGGCCAAACCUCUCAACCCCCAGUCAUGGUAGAAGACCCCGUUGCAAUGCAACAAAGAAUCAUGCGGGAGAAACGAGAGAUGGCCAGACAACGACGACUAGAACAGGAAGCUAAAGAAGAGGCAGCAAAACAAGAACGCAUAAGGAUAAAACUGCAGUCUAUGGGUGUACCUGCCAACGAGCUCCCAGGUGCAAAAGACAGCACACCAUCGUCGAAUUCAGAGUCAAAGAAGCCAACCGGUCCACCAUCAACAUCAACUACCGUGAUAUCCUCACCUCCUAAACCUCCUGUUCCGGAAUUAACAGGAGAACCUAAGCAGUACGGCAUGAUGAAGGUACAUCACCCCGAGUCGGUGAAGAAGUUAGUAGCUUCUUCCGAGAAACCCCCUGAGAAACCCCAGCAAACUGGAAAUCAGGCGCAAAAUCAUCAGGCAUCACCUCAUAAGCAAGCAAUGUCUGACGCCUCACCCACUGUUAAUGGUUCAAAACCUGCUCAAGAGGGACAGACUAAAACUUCACAGCCUAUUUAUGGACCGCAACCAGAGGAAAGACCGUCGAAUUGGAAGUAUUCCGUUCCUGCAACGUCUACAUACAGUUGGCCCAGCUCAAAGGGUCACACAGCGGGUCUUGGUGCUCUUUGGGGACCACCAACUAAUGACAAAGCUUUGGGCAAUGGCACAUUCGAUAGGAAUCUUGCUAGCUUCCCAUCAGAUCUCAGUUCUUUAGGUUUGACUGAACAACAGCACCUCUAUCCCCAGCAGGCUCAGGAAGGGGCUGAAAUUCCGGAAGGAAUAUCUCGCCCUCUACCUCCUCCCUCCAAAGCAGGUCCAGAUAACGCAAAACCAUUAUCACCUCUAUCAUCUUCUGACCAUAUGCGUCCAGAUCGUAUGGGUGAAAAUCCUAAACCAAUAGCUCCACCGGGACCGAUUGCACCGCCAUCCUAUAACCAAGGACAAAGAUGGCAACAAGACCGAUUGCCUCACCGUAACCAGGAAACCGCAGCUUGGAGCAAUUUUCAUUUGGUUGCUAGAAAGUCUGAAUUGGAAGAGAAUGAAAGGUUUCAUCAAGAUCUCAAAGCUCUUCGUGAAGAAGAAGCCAAGACUGGAAUUGCCUCCUCUCUCCAAACAACCUUCAAUGAAACUUGGAGACAGGUUGAAGCUGGAGAACGUCCAGGGAAUAGGAAUAUCAUUGGAGUGGUGUCUACAACUUCUGACAAGGAGCCCCAAUCUUCUCCUUUCCAUCAAAUUGAUUCUGUCAGCGGUCUUCCUUUUGGUGAUAAACAGAAAGCUGUGCCCCCACCCUCUACCCGGGGCUCCCGUUUUUUCCCACCGGCCUCUGAACCAAAGCGUCCAAACAAUCAAGAGGUUAUGCCCCCUCGCAGCCAAUCUCCCCCUCCACCGGAGGAAGUGUCCAGCCACCCCGUGUUCACAGGUGAUUCGCAAAGACCAUUAGUUCACCUUCCCAACCCCAAACCUCGCGUCAAACUCCCUCCAGGCUCCCUCUCCGCUCCUAACCCACCACCUCCUCCUCCGGCUCCUGCAACCUUCGCUGCCAUGGUUGCUUCACCCCCUCCUGCACGAACGCCCGCACAGCCGAUUGCGAGUACCACUUCCUGGCAAGACAGAUUCAACGGACUAUUCGGAAAGAAGACAUCCCAACCUGUCCAGAGGAAGAACAACUCACUCGCAGUUGCGUCUGCAACCAAGGAACCCCUGGAUGUAAUAUCGAGUUCCUCAUCUGCUGCCGUUUCUUUUCCACAACAUGAUGAGAAGCGGAAAUUUACAGGCGACCCCGGUAGAGCAACGACUAAGGAGGUUGAGGAUGAAGAAGCCAUAUUUGAAGAUCGUGAGGCAGGGUCCUUGCCUGUUGUCAAAGUGCCUGACAUGGCCCCACGAGCUGCGUGGCACCCAGCGCCAAAGCAGUCGCGCUUCCGAACAAAGUACCAGAAACCGGUGUUAUCACAAAGUAUUGAGCCGUAUAUCAUUGGUGGUAUUGAACGGGAUAGUAACGGGGAAGUCUCUGUUAUUGUCCGGCCACCAGGAAAGGGCUUGAAAAUGGUUCCCUUGCCUAAACGAGGUGGGAACAGCUCAGGAAAACUCCGUUCGAAUCCAAAGAACCGGUCACGGAACCCAAGAUCUAGAGAAGGGAGCGGAUCAUAUCAAAACUCACACACUGCAAAAAAGCCUGUGUCUACUACGGCCAACACUACAUCGCCUGCGUCUCUCUCAAGUUCCGCCCGCCAGGGUUCUCACAGAUCCCAUCAAAGCAGCACAAAAUAG